This is a messenger RNA of Sugiyamaella lignohabitans, 630 nucleotides long. RefSeq names its product Ymc1p (gene YMC1). The coding region runs from base 1 to 630 and encodes 209 amino acids. The record is from RefSeq and is a predicted model, not a curated record. The transcript has a single exon. Gene Ontology annotation, molecular function: L-ornithine transmembrane transporter activity. Lineage: Eukaryota; Fungi; Ascomycota; Dipodascomycetes; Dipodascales; Trichomonascaceae. Gene Ontology annotation, biological process: mitochondrial L-ornithine transmembrane transport.
AUGAAGAGAACGCUAACUGCCAGUAACGAGCGUAAGGGCUGGAAGGAUCCUGGUUUGACUCAUAACCAGUUUUAUGUAGCAGGUGCUGCUGCUGGUCUGGCAAACGGUUUCUUAGCAUGUCCCAUUGAACAUAUCCGUAUCAGACUUCAAACCCAGGGUGCCGGUCCUGCUCUGUAUAAGGGCCCUAUUGACUGUAUCAGAAAAAUCACUGCUGCGUCUGGAACCAGUGGUCUAUUCCGGGGUAUUGUGCCCACUUUGGUGCGUGAAGGACACGGUAUGGGUGCCUAUUUCCUAACUUUCGAGGCAUUAGUCGACAGAGACAUCCGUAAGAACAACAUUGCCAGAAAAGACAUCCCUGGCUGGAGACUGUGCUCGUACGGAGCCAUGGCCGGCUACGCCAUGUGGAUCACCGCGUACCCCAUUGACGUGAUCAAGUCAAAACUGCAGACCGACAAGCUCAACAAAUCCGAAAGACAAUUCAAAAGUUCUCUGGACUGUGCUCGCCAGAUCCUCAAAACCAAUGGUGUCAAGGGCUUCUUCAGAGGUUUCCUGCCAACCAUGCUCAGAGCUGCUCCUGUCAACGCCUGUACAUUCUACACCUUCGAGCUCACCAUCAGAUAUCUCGGUUAA